AAUGGGUCAUAUGCAAUGUUUCGAGCGGAAGAACGUCCCUGGAAGAUGAUGAGCAAUCUGAAAGAUCUUCCACGAAUGUCACCCCCGGAAUUGUGAUAUUGUGCAUCGAGAAUUCUUCCCCCAGGAUCAGACCAUCAACAUAACUAGUGUGGGAACCUUUUGAAACCACCUCGUACAAAUCUACAGAAAGAACAAUUCAUUUAGCUUAUUGGCAUGCUCGAACAGAAUUGAUUUGUGGUCUAACAACAACAGCACUAUGAUAACCACAACCAUAGCAACAUCAUAAUCAACAACAACAAAAAUUAGUACACGACCACCAAGAAAUAAAUGAAUACUUGUGGUCCGGAACACACACCUAUCCUGCUUUCAUUUGUCGCGUCUCGUCACUUCUUUUAAAGGUUUAUCACAGUCAUGCCUCAAGUUUUUCAUGUGGUCAGGUGCUGUGAAUGUGAAACGUUUCAAGUACAGCAGGUGAAGAAAGUGAGGAAAUGGUCGUGUAAAGUAUGUGGACAAAAGCAAUCCUUAAUCAAGGAGUAUGGCAGAGGGUCUGGAGCUGACUGCCGGCAUCAUGUCCAGAAAUUGAACUCGUUACGCCAGGAUAUGGAUCGAAAGGAAUUUGAGGAGAACCUUGCUGUACUCUGUCAGCCAGAACAACAACAGAAACAUCCACAGAAACAACCACAACAUCAACAAAAUGUUGAACAAGAUUCAGAAGAAAGUAAUGAAUGUACCUCCUCUGGACAGACUUGCAACAGGUGGCAGAAGUUUCUCAAUUCGAAUCCUGAUACUGAAUCAGUUUAUGAGGAUCCAGAAGACGAUGACACUGCUAGUAUUGCUGACCAGUUUGAGGUGGGAAGUUUCCAAAAUUUCCGAAAACGUCCAAAAUGGUCAGUUUCAGAAUCAAAUCACUACAGAAAAACAGUCUCCAAACACCGUCCACCUGAUGCCUCCUUCAAUGACUACCACCACCGCUACAUCCAGGCACUAAAAAGUGAACCCUCUCUGAAUGCAGAACAGCAUCGGCCUUCCUCUGAAAACGUCACUGGUCAACGUAAGAUGACAAAGUAUUGCAGUACCCAGGGUGCUCCUUUUACUAAUUGCUUUACUAGAGAAAGUGACUUUACUGGAGUCCAGUUUGUUUCUAAUACUGGCCAUCGUCCUGGAAAUGUUUUCAAACCUGCAUCACAUGUCACACCAACAAAUCUCAUGCCAUCAGCUACUACUACUACUACAGCAACUGCUUCUACCACUGCUGCUAUAUGUGAUGUUACUACUGCCAGUGCCAUAAAACAUGAUGAAGUAAUGUAUUCGUGUUCAACAAGACGGUCAUCACUACUUGACAAUUCUCCUGAUAAGGCUAGUAACACGCCAUCAUCAUCAUCUUUCCAUCAAAAGUCACCGAUUGGUUCCUCUAAAGAUGUUCAUUCUACUAGUUCCUCCUCAUCAAAGUGGAGCUGUUUUUUAAGCAACCCAUGCCAAAUGGAGGAUUCUGUUGAUGACAGUGAUGAUGACGAUGAUGAUGAUGAUAAAGAUGAUGGAGAUGGUAUUGGUAGUGAUGGUGGAGGUGUUGGUAUUAAUAAUAUGAAUACUGGUUCGGUCACACAGUUCAACCCAUACAACAGAACUCAACAUGAAAUACCUACAUUUGGGAACAGUUUGCUUUCUGCAAAGGAGAAUUCCAUUGUGACGUCUGCAACUGUGAUCCCUAAGGAUUUCACUGGUGUAGACAAUAUGUUCAAUCUAGAUGAAAAUGAAUUUGAUUUUACUUUCUAAUAAUUCAGUGAAUUUGA
Octopus bimaculoides (California two-spot octopus) is the source of this 1790-nucleotide messenger RNA. RefSeq lists its product as uncharacterized. Gene Ontology annotation, molecular function: chromatin binding. Gene Ontology annotation, biological process: mitotic G2 DNA damage checkpoint signaling. Lineage: Eukaryota; Metazoa; Mollusca; Cephalopoda; Octopoda; Octopodidae. The record is from RefSeq and is a predicted model, not a curated record. Gene Ontology annotation, cellular component: nucleus.